AUGGAGAGCGAUGACAUCUGCUCCUCCCCUCCACAGGUACGUGGCCUCCUCCCUCAGCGUGGCGCCCUUGUAAGGGCUUCGUUUCCCUUUCCAGGCUUCCUCCCACCCUCUGCACCUGCACGGCUUUAAAGGGCACCCUUGAGAGAGCGGAGCGGGGCAGCCGUCAUUGAGAUUGUGGUAGUUGUUAUUUAGGAGCAUUGGACAGGGGAAAAUCUGCGUUCAAAUCCUCACUCAGCCGUAGCCGCUCAAUUGGGUGUCCUUUGGCCAGUCGUUCUCUUUUAGCCUACCUCACAGUGUUAUUGUGGGGAUAAAGUGUGCAUGUGUUUGUUGGCUGAAAGGUGAGGGGAGAUCACUAGUCAUGGAAGUUAUGUUUUUGUUGCUCCAUUUAUAUCCUGCUUAUUUCACAAGAUUUGUUUGUAGUAAAAUGAAUGAGGCAAUAUUAUUAUCAGUUAAAACAUUUAAAAUGACUGUUUAAAAGCAUUGAAAAGAUAAUUGAAAACCAUGGUAAGUUAAAAGGCAGAUAUCAUUCCCUUCCUUUCAAGGAGUCCAUGGUGGCAGACACAUCAAUUAAAAGUUAUAAAAACAGUUAAAAAUAUUCUCUGAACUAGUGAUGUUUGGGUUGCUAUGAAUAACAUCAUUCAGCCAUAGGCAUUUUUGCACAUUUUUUAAACUCCUCCUGAAAGUUAGCUACAGUACAAGGGAGACAGAAGCACCUCACCAGAGAGGGCAUACCACAAAUAGGGAACUGCCACAGAGAAGGCCCUGCUAUGGAUCAGUGCCAACCAGGCAGUCCCCAGUGGCAGUAUAGUAUACCUACAACUUAUGCACAUUUAACUUGUGCACAUUCAGCUUUACAUGUGUGGCAAAAAAUUUUUUUGAAUAGGGCAUGGUGUUCCGCGAAAAAUGACUUUGGCAAUCCUGCCUGCCAUUGAACCCAAUUUACAAUUUUGGCUUUAGGCGAGAUCGCUGGAACUAACUCCUAUGUAAGAUGCGGGCUUACUAUACUACUGUAUACAGUUUUCAGAUUAAGAGACUUAAUGCAAGUUACUGAAUUGCUACUUAAUGCAAGUUAAUGAAGAGAAGCAGGAAAGGAAAUUGCCUUCAGGUCCUGCUUUAAGAUUUUCCUGGAGGCAAGCGCCCUAACUUAGUGCUAUAAGAAUAAUAAUAUGCUGUUAAGAAAUACAGAUUUGUUGCAUUUGGAAGGUUAUGACAAUAGAUUUGGUUGGCACGCAUAUCUAUGGUAUAAUAAAACAAAAAUCCAUAAAGGAUUUGGUAAUCACAUAUUUUGAAGAUCUUUAUAUGAAGUAUGGGACAGGUAUAAAAACUUAUUAGAACGUAAAACACCAUGGUGGUUAUCUCCAUUAGAAGCUAUGAGUGUGAAAAAGAUAAAUAUGAGUAAAAAUUGGGUUACCUAUGAGAAAUUGGGGGGGGGGAGGAAAUAAAUGGAAAAUGAAAUCAUAUGAAGAAGUUAAAGAAUAUGUAAAUGAUUGGUUGCACUAUCGCCAAGUCAAUGAAAUAUAUAAAGAGGCUUUAAAGGAAAAAGGAUUUGAUGAUAAAAGAAUCAAAAUUUGAAAUAGAAAUAUUAAACAAUGAAUGUAAAACAAUGUCUAAAAUGUAUAAAAUACUGUUGGAAUGGCAUUUGAAAGAUGAGGAAGUGAAAUUGGUAAUGAUACAUUGGGCAAAAGACUUUGGAUAUAAUAUACAGCUUGAAGAAUGGGAAAGGUUGUGGAAUGAAAGGAUAACAUUUACAGCCUGUAAUGCUUUGAAAGAGAAUAUGAUGAAAAUGAUGUAUAGAUGGUAUAUUACACCAGUGAAAUUAGCUAAAAUGUAUAAGACAAAUAAUAAAUGUUGGAAAUGUAAAGAAAAAGAAGGAACAUUUUAUCAUAUGUGGUGGGAAUGUAAAAAAGUAAAGAACUUCUGGGAAAUGAUAUAUAAUGAGAUGAAAAACAUGUUGAAAUAUACAUUCUUAAAAAAACCAGAAGCAUUUUUACUUGAUAUUAUAGGUCAGGACAUUAACAGGCAAGAUGUUAAAUUGUUUUUAUAUGCAACAACUGCGGCAAGAGUAUUGUUAGCCCAGAAAUGUAAACAAGAAGAAAUUCUGACGAAAGAAGAAUGGCAGACGAAAUUAAUGGACUAUGCAGAAUUGGACAAAAUGACAGGAAGGAUUCGAAACCUGUGGGACCAGAGAUUUACAGAAGAUUGGAAGAAGUAUAUGAAUUAUUUGAAGAGCAACUGUAAUCAACAAAUUACGCUAGUAGGACUACAAGAAGUUUUGUAAGGCGAAAUAUACGAAGUGUUACAAAGUAGAAAAUGAUAGAGAUAUUGGUUAUGAAUUUGAAAUGUAAUAAGGAAGAUAAGAAAUGCAUACUGAGAGAUUAGAUUGGAAAAUUUUCAGACAGGAUUGAUGGAAGUCAAAAAUUUGAUUAAGAUGUAAAAGUAUGUUUAAUUACUGUUGAAAAUGAUAUGUUUAAAAAACUAAUAAAAAUUAUAUAUAUAUAAAUAUAAUAAUAGUAAUAGUAAUAAUAAUAAUAAUAAUAAUAAUAAUAAUAAUAAUAGUUUUUUAUUUGUAUCCCACCCUCCCCAGCCAAAGCUGGGCUCAGAGAAUGUGUGUUAUAUCCAAUAUUGCUUCUGUUCAGAAUAGGUUCAUUGAAAUUGAUGGGCAUGACUAAUGUAAGCAUAUUGAUUUCAUUGGGUUCACUCUGAGUGGCUAGUUACAACCUUGUUGUUUGGUAGCAGAAGGUCUUAGGUUCAAUCCUUGGAAUUUGCAGUUAGACUGAGAAGGUCUUUGGUCUGAAACUCCAGAGAUCUGUUGCCACUUAGUGUAGACACUACUGAGCUGGGUGGACAGAUGGCCUGACCUGGUGUAAGGAAGUUUUUCAUGUCUCUGUGGACUUUAGAUCUGAUUCAUGAUUCUCUUAGGUCCUUAAAGGGUGGCUCUAUCAGCUGCCAUUAGCCAUGAUUGCUAAAUAAACCUCCAUGUUUCAUGAUGGUCUAACAUGGAGUAGUUCAACUCAGAGUAAGCCAUUUCCGACCUUGGGAGGAGAGGGGGUUGCGGGUGACCCCCUCCCACACACGCGGGGGCUGGCCUUUUGCCCCUGAGAGAUCCAGGGAAUCCCCGGGCGUGCCUGCGACCCGACCCGCCAAUCGGCGGGCUGGGGAGGCGUGGCCUAGCCUACUUAAGGCCAGGCACGCCCGGGGACCGCCUCUCCAAAGAAGUCAAGGCGGAUCUGGGAAUUUGGUUACAAUUCCUCGACAAGUACAACGGUAUAUCCUUGUGGCAGGAUUCCAUGGCACUCGACGCUGAUUUCCAAGUUCAGUCGGACGCAGCAGGUUCAUUGGGUUUUGGAGUUUAUUUCAGGGGCCAGUGGUGUGCCCAAAAGUGGCCUGCAGACUGGCAGGGACAGCCCAUUACUCGGGACCUUACAUUCUUGGAAUUUUUCCCUAUCGUGGUAGCUGUGCAUCUUUGGGCAGAGCAGUUCCGCAAUCACAGGGUUUGUUUUAACACAGAUAACCAGGCAGUAGUAGCAGUUCUUUCUAGACAGUCCGCGCGCUCCACCAGGGUAGGAAACUUGUUACGGUCCUUCGUCCUCCUUUGCUUGGAACAGAAUAUAUAUUUUUCUGCCAAAUUCGUACCUGGCAUUAAUAAUGACAUCGCGGAUGCUCUGUCUCGUUUUCAGAUGGAGCGCUUCCGCUCAUUAGCGCCGGAUGCGGAGCAAUCAUUGAUGUCUUUCCCGGAGCAUCUCUGGAGCCUUGGGAACAGGAAGUGAUGAAGGGAGUAUUCGGUGCAGUUGCCCCUUCCACAAUGAGAUCAUACAGGAAGGCUUGGGCUGACUUUUUAAAGUUCCGCAGCAGAAUGCCCAGCACUAGGCAGAAUUCGAUUCCCUCAACGAAGGAGGUCCUCCGCUACUUAACCCAUUUGAAGGAGCUGGGCAGGGCACCAAAGACUCUCAAUAUUCAGUCCGCUGGGAUUUCCUAUUUCUGUAAAGCCUUUUUCGCCACCGACCCGUGCGCGCAAUUUAUCGUGCGUAAGACUUUGGAGGGUUGGUGCCGGCAACAGCCCCCCAGCUCUGACAAGAGGAGGCCCAUAACUUAUGAUAUUCUGAUCCAGAUACACAAAAAAUUACGAGAAAUAUGCUGGUCAAAGUAUGAAGCUUGCCUAUUCUCUGCCGCUUAUUCCAUAGCCUUCUUUGGUGCCCUGCGCAUAGGUGAGGUAGUCUGCGAGGGAGGGGUUGCCCACUGCCAGAGGGGCAUCCUCUUAAGUGAUCUGACCCUAUCAGAGACCGACCUAAUAAUUCAAGUAUGGAGCUCUAAGACGGACCAACAGGGUAGGGGGGCCCUCCUGCGGUUACCAGCCGCACAAGCUAGUGGUCCCUGUCCGGUUAGGGAUACGAGGCGUUUUCUCUACUUAAGACCCAAUAGCCCCGGCCCCUUGUUUAUUCACGCGAAUGGAUCGCUCUUGGCCAGGCAUCAGUUUACGCGGGUGAUGCGCUUGGCGUUGGCAGCAUGCGGACUGCCCGCGGCUGAAUUCGCGGCUCACUCUUUCCAGAUCGGGGCAGCGACCACUGCAGUGCACCUUGGGCUCUCCGCAGAGAGGAUAAAGGACUUAGGGCGGUGGAAAUCUAACGCAUACAAAGCUUAUGUGAGAAAGAACCUAUGACUAGCGAUUGUUCUCCUGACCUUGGUUUUUCUGUCUAUUUGCUUUUCAGAAUACAAGCGGGUGUGCAUUUGGUUGGUGGGCCACAGCAUCAUGCACUGGGCCAAGAAUCGUGCCAUGUGUACCGGGUUGGGUCUGAACUUGAGCUUGCCUGCAAAUGUGGAGCUGGUGUGGAUAGCGCGAAGGGGCAUGCGCUGGAGUGAAUUCAAGCCAGCUGUAAUGGCGAGAGCCGCCUAUGAGGGUCCACCUGAUGCACUGGUUAUCCAGUUGGGGGAAAACGACCUAGCGUACCGCAAAGCUAUUGACUUGAGAUGGAACAUUUUCGACGAUUUUGCUGAUCUGAGGGCGGUUUACCCAAACAUUACUAUCUUGUGGUCCUCGUUGCUUGAGAGGAGGACAUGGAGGGAUUGUGUGAGCCCGGUUGGAAUCAAUAAAGCAAGAAAGGUCUUGGAGCGGGCUGUGGAACGUAGAGUGGCGGCUCUGGGCGGGUGCGUCAUAGGACACCCAGGCAUCCAGUACAGCAACGAGGCCCUCUACAGAUGGGAUGGCGUGCAUCUGUCAGAUGCUGGAAACGAUAUUUGGCUGGGGGACAUCAUAGCAGGGAUUAGGAGUUGGUUGCAGGUUUGAAGGUAUUGACGGCGAGCUUUGCUCGAGUGGCGGUUAGGCAUUGGCAGGGGUUUAUUGUUAUGCAAAUGAAUGGGGGGGAAGGAAGCGCCAUCACCUUCCCCCAAGGAAAGGGUAGUCCGGUAGAGGACUCCGGGGGGCGUUGCCUUGUCCGAAACCUAGGGAGGUGAGGGCCUCCGGCAAGCCCCCGAGCGGUGACACCCGUGGGAUCCUAGUUGGCGUACUUCAACAGGACUCCCACGGUUUGUGGUUAACCCUUCCCAGUCUGCAUGCCGGGUAGUCAAUAGGAGCCAAUGCCUAAGGCCAAUACCUUUCAAUUCUGUAAUUAAUAAAGUUGUGGCCUUUUUAUGCCCAUUAACCUUAAAUAAUGUGUCCAGUGUCUUCAUUUCACAUGGGGGAGGGGUCUUGCCACACAACUUGAUCCUGGGGGCAUAAAACUGGGGAGAAUAUUGCAUUCAAUCCUUGCUUGUGAACGUCAUUGAAAGCAUUUGUAUGGUCUCUGUUAGAAGAAAGCUGGUGCUCUAGUUGAAAUUUGGAUCUCAUACAGCCAGAAAGUUGUCACUUCCCAGGAAGUUCUUGUUUAUUUCUAUAACACUGCUUAAUAUACCAAUUCCUUUGCAAUUAUAUCACUUAUCCUGAGGCACCCACACUUGGCUGCCCAUUCACCAUUGUGAGAGCAUAGAGAGUAACCCCUGUCUUCUGUUCUCACAUUUGAAUACUGUCCAGAGGCAUUUCUGCUGUCCAGGUGUGCUUAGAGCAGGGAUAGGGAACCUGUGGCUCUCCAGAUGUUGUUAAACUCUUAACUCCCACUAGCCCCUAUCAGUAUGGCCAGUGGUCAGGGAUGAUGUGGGCAAUAGGCCCAACAUCAUUGGAGGGCCACAGCUUCCCCAUCCCUUGCUUAUUGGUUCCACUGUUGAUAUCCCUGUUUUGGUUCUUGUUCCCCUCUUGCUUCCACCCACCUUUCAGAUGGUCCUAUUUUUUUUGCUCUUGUAUUUUAAUAUAUCAAAUGUCCUGUGUUUCAUCUGUUAGGGACUACUUUUGUUUACACUGAAAAUGCUCCCCCUAUGCUGUAUGAGCCUACUUCUGAUGUGUAUCACAUAUGAACCUAAAACUGAAGAUUGCUUUCUAACUGUCCUGGUGUGAUGGCCACAAUGUCUUGCCAUCCAGGAAAGUGGAACUCAUAACUUUGCUUACUGAUGGUUUGCUUACUCAUGUUACUCAAACAACUGUACUUGCCCCUUUAGCGCUCUUUGGAAUUGUCUUUGAGAAUGCCUCUGACUGACCAAUCUCUUACCUUUUUCCAUAUUCCUCCUCAAAACCCACUUCUGUGAAGAAUUUGGUAUUUACCUGCUAGUUCUCAUACUAUGCCUUAUGCCUGCUAAACCUAAGUGCAUGUAACUUCAAUAUUUGCUUAUUCUUCCCUUGUACUGUAUGCAUGCAACUGGAAUAAUUGCCUAUUCUUCCCUGGUUCAACGCUGCUUCCAUUUCCCCCUCCCCCUGCCUCUGUUGUCUCCUUUGUGUGACUUUACAGAUUUGUAAGCCCUUUAAUUUAAUAAAGUGCCAUGCAGAGAGGUGAUAUUGUAUGAUAAUAAAACAUACAAAUGGUGUGAGUGUGUUUUCUGAGUGUUAUCUUUUAGAUCCAACUUACUGCUUGAGGAAUAUUUGAUUUCUAAAUAAACAUCCUGAUAAAAUAUUGAGGCUUUUCUCCCUCCCCCAACUACUUGCUGUUUGCCAUCUUUUAGAUGAACUUGAAGCUGUUUACUCUGUUCACUCUAUACACAUUGAGGGUUAGUGUGUGUAUUUAUCAUGCUAAUUUGUACCAAGUCUUUGGGUGGUUCUAAAAUAGCUAUUUAGAUCUUGUCCCAGGUCUCCAUGCUGGAAGGGAAGGAGAGAACAUCUGAAACUCGCCAACCUCCUUGUUCCAGAAUCCAAUCACUUCCUCAUUUUUGAUGAGGCAUCCUUGGUAUAGAGCAUAGCAUAAUAAUAAUACCACAGUGACUGUUCUAAACUCCAAGCCAGCUGAGUACCAGCCAUCAUUUUUUUUUUCAUCCUGGCUCCAGCAUGAGAGGGGGACAACAUCAUUUAAGGCAGAUGAUUCCCUUCUCUCCCUCCCUAACACAACAUUAAGGCAACUAUGAAAGCAUUAGCACAGGGUCUGAUUUUCCAACUUCAGUCACACCUCAUGUUACGUCUGUUUCAUGUUACGUUCUUUCAGGAUACGUCCUGCGGUGACCCGGAAGUACCGGAAAGGGUUACUUCCGGGUUUCGCCGCUCGUGCAUGUGCAGAUGCGCAAAAUGAUGUCACGCGCAUGCGCAGAAGCGGCGAAUCACAGCCCUCAUGUGCGCAGACACACCGCUGUGGGUUGUGCUCUUUUCAUGUUGCGAACGGGCCUCCAGAACGGAUCCCGUUCGCUACCAGAUGUACCACUGUACUUGGAUUCUUUUACUCUCAGGGAAUGGCUCUAGUUCUCUUUAACUAGAGAGCUCAGCCAACAUGUGCUUUGUAAACUCUCAUUUAGACACAUCUCUGGGGGAUGGGGAGCUGUUGCCUUCAAUCUGUGUUAUACCCUUGGUGUUCUUGUCCUUUAGGUCAACUCCUCAAGUUUAGACCUAAGAACACAAGUUCUUCAGUUCGUACAAGAUCAAAUGCAGACUACUAUGGUAACGUUUGAGCCUGUGUGUUUGUUUAAUUUGGAUUGAAGGAAUGGGUUUCUGUUCGGUCAGUUUGAAACUGACCCAAAAUCCCCAUUUUUCCUCCUCCAAGGGAGCAUUUCUAAAAUGCAUUAACUUGAGCUCUUGAGUCAAUGCAUAAACAGAAAGCCAGCUGUAUAAACAAGUCCUCAAAGUCCUCUCCCUUAUCAGUCCGUGACAGCAAUGAGUGGCCAUACCAGUUCCAGUAGAGCAGGGAUGGAGCGUCUGGGUCUUAUCUUACAUCCUGACCACAAAAGACGCACAGACCUUGUCAAGUUUGACAAGAGACCCGGGAACGGUGCCACGAGCGUUCUUAGAGUUGGUGACCUCCUGCCCCAAGAUAAGAGUAUAGGAAGAGGAACAACCUUUUAUGGUCAAAAGUGCCGGAACAGGAAUAACUGUUUAUGGUCAUGGAUGUCAACUUACGUGUAUAAGCUGACGUGCUUGAAUUCCUGGGGUGUCAUUUGACCUCAGUGUCUUCCUUCCUCCCUCCCGGGAGCAAUGCAAACCCCAGCAGUCGGUAAAGUCUAAUAAGGCUACAGGAUGCUUCUGAAAGGCACCAAAGAGCUUAACUGGGUCUUGAUCUGGCUUCAGGUUUCUUUUAUGCAGUGCUUUGCACUCCCCAUUUUUCGUGCCGUCUUACGUAUUAAGGUAGCUAUGUUGCUUUUGUGUCUCCUCAGUGGUGUAGUGGUGGCUGGUGCCCAUUGGAACUGGUAGAGCAGAAGGCAACAACAACAACAACAACAACAACAACAACAACAACAACAAUAAUAAUAAUUUAUUAUUUAUACCCCACCCAUCUGGCUGAGUUUCCCCAGCCACUCUGGGUGGCUCCCAAUCAAGUGUUAAAAACAAUAUAGCAUUAAAUAUUAAAAACUUCCCUAAACAGGGUUGCCUUCAGAUGUCUUUUAAAGAUAGGAUAGCUGCUUAUUUCCUUCACAUUUGAAGGGAGGGUGUUCCACAAGGUGGGCGCCACUUCCGAGAAGGCCCUCUGUCUGGUUCCCUGUAACCUCACUUCUUGCAAUGAGGGAACCGCCAGAAGGCCCUCGGUGCUGGAUCUCAGUGUCCGGGCUGAACGCUGGGGGUGGAGACGCUCCUUCAGGUAUACAAGACCGAGGCCGUUUAGGGCUUUAAAGGUCAGCACCAACACUUUGAAUUGUGCUCGGAAACAUACUGGGAGCCAAUGCAGAUCUCUCAGGACCAGUGUUAUGUGGUCCCGGUGGCCACUCCCAGUCACAGUCUAGCUGCCGCAUUCUGGAUUAAUUGCAGUUUCCGGGUCACUUUCAAAGGUAGCCCCACGUAGAGCACAUUGCAGUAGUCCAAGCGGGAGAUAACUAGAGCAUGCACCACUCUGGCCAGACAGUCUGCGGGCAAGUAGGGUCUUAGCCUGCGUACCAGGUGGAGCUGGUAGACAGCCGCCCUGGAUACAGAAUUAACCUGCGCCUCCAUGGACAGCUGUGAGUCCAAAAUGACUCCCAGGCUGCGCACCUGGUCCUUCAGGGGCAUAGUUACCCCAUUCAGGACCAGGGAAUCCCCCACACCUGCCCGCCCCCUGUCCCCCCAAAACAGUACUUCUGUCUUGUCAGGAUUCAACCUCAAUCUGUUAGCCCCCAUCCUUUCUUUUAUGCAGUGUCUUGCACUCCCCAUUUUUCGUGCCAUCUUACGUGUGAAGAGCAGAAGGCAAGGAGCCCAAUAGUAGGUGGAGCCAGAGCCAAUGAGACACAGAGCCAACCAAUUCUAGUUUUGUCCUCCUCCUCCUGAAUCAGUUCUAAAAGGGCAACACUUAGGAGGAUGAGAUAGCUGACAGGCAGUGCCAUCCUCUGGACUGGUUGUAAGUAAGAAGGCAGGGCAUGUGAGGGCUGUCUGGGCAGACUGAGGUUCAUGAGGCUGUGCCUCAUUUGUGUCGGAACCUGCGUUCAACCGAGCUCCUCCGGAAUCGCCCUCCGACGUGAUUAACGACCUGAGCCUCUGAUAAGGCUCCAAGCACGUUCCCAUUCAGCAGAGUUUCAAAGCAGCAGAAGUGAUGAGAUUUAUGAGCUACAUCGCAAGGUUUUAUUUUCUAGCGACGCAGACAGAAAAGAAACACAUCCCCUCUCUGUGAAAGCAGAAAGCAACUGAACAACAAAGGAACAGGAAACCAGUAACAUCACAUCUGUCUCCCGUGAGACUUCCAACAGUAUGGAAUCUCUGGAAUGUAAACAGAGUCUUGUGACUCCAAGCACUGCACAGUGGCAACACAGAGAAACCAACAAUUUGCUCUAAUGGACCAGCCUUUACUAUGGUGUAUCCUAUACAGGUGUAUCAAGACAACAGGUCCUGUUUGGCUUUUCUAGCCUCAGAGAGUUGCAAGCAAAGAACCAAGUACUUGCAGAUUAAGUUACAUCGUGCAAGGGAGUCCAGAAAGGACUCAUUCAGUUGUCCUACAUGCCAGGAAACAAAAUUCCUGCAGAUCUGUUGUCUAAGGUUGUUAACAGAGAACAACUUAAGGUUUAUGUACAGCGGUUGCAGUUGGGUUGAAAUACUGCGACACAGGUGACACAGGUUACACGGAAAGGGGGAGGAUGUUAGAAUAUUCCGUUCUACCUUUAGGAACAGGCAUGACUGUUGUGCGUCACAUGCCUAUUUACACUCCAGCACAGCUUGCUGGGAACUUCCGUUUGUGUAUAGCUAUGGCUUUUAGCUGUUCUUGCUUUGGAAGUUAAGGAGAGAAGAUAUGUUUCCUUUGUCCUAACAUAUUCUGAAUAAACUGCUUGUAAAUAUGCUCACACAGCCUCUCCCUGCCCUUCUGUUGCAAAGCGUUUUACUGUGCUGGCUUGCGUGCUCAGAUUCUGAAGGCAUCUGAAGCUCGGGUCGCAGUUUCAUGCUGAUCCAAGGACUGGAGAUCGCCUGGCACACCAGCCAGUGGGCUGGGGCCAGCUGGGGGCCUGCCAAUCGCCCCCGGUUCCUUGGCUGCAUCCCAACAGUGCCAUCCCCUGGACUGGUUGUAAGAAGGCAGGACACGUGAGGGCUGUCUGGGCAGACUGAGGUUCAUGAGGCUGUGCCUCAUUUGCUCUAAUGGACCAGCCUUUACUAUGGUAACCUAAUCAGAAGUUCUUUUGUGGGAAAACUGAGGAGUGUUAUAACUUACUCUUUUUUUUGUGGCCCACAUUGUAACUGGGCUUGGUGGCCAACUCAAAAUGUUUAAGUCAUGACACUCUACCAAGAGGAGGCUUAUGUGUGGCCUUCAAGCUGGGGCUUUCAAAAUGUAGCACAGGGUCAGGGACAGUCCCCUGAAUCACAUUCAGAACUAACCUAAGAAAAUUGCUGGAUCACACCAAAGGCCCAUCUAGGUCAGGAUUCUAUUCUCAUGGUGUUCAGAUGCCUGUGGGAAGCCCGCAAGCAGCGUAUGGGUAGCAGUGCCCUCCUGCUGCAGUGUACCCCAAUCAUAAAUAUUUAGAGGCAUGCUACUUCUGAUCAUGGUGGUGACACACAACCAUCAUGGCUAGUAGCCAUUUCUAGCCUUAUUCUUCAUAAAUAUGUCUAAUCAUAAGAACAUUACAUGAGUCUGCUGCCGAAAUAGGCCAUUGGUCUGUCUAGUCCAACAUCCUGUUCUUCCAGUGGCCAGCCAGAUGCCUGUGGGGAAUCCCACAAGCAGGACCUGAGGAAAAGAGCAAUCUCCCCUUCUGCUGUUUCUAGCAAGUAGUGUGCAGAAGCAUACUGCCUCUUAUUGUGGAGGCAAAACAUACCCAUCAUGGCUAGUAGCCAUUGAUAGAAUUAUCCUCCAUGAAUUUGUCCAAUCCUCUUUUAAAGCCAUCCAAGUUUGUGGCCUUUGCCACCUCCAGCAGGAGCACAUUUCAUAGUUUAAUUAUACAUUGCACGAAGAAGUACUUUCUUGUAUCUGCCCUGAAUGUCCUAACAUUCAUCUUUAUUGAAUGUCCACGAGUUAUAGUGUUAUGAGAGGAGAAAAAAAUUCUCUGUCCCCUCUUAAAGCUAUCUCAAAUUGGCAUCUUGUGGUUAUGAAGGCCAUAAUUUCACACUGUGUGAAGAAGUGCUUCUUAUUUUCUGUCCUGAGUAAACGAACAUCCCUGCCCUGCCCUCCAGUUCCAAAGCUGAGGAGGAUGGCUGAAACUUGUCACACUCACCAAAGCACAACAGCACAGUCAGUUCUGACAGUCAGUUAUGAUAUGGUAUUUAGAGGGGAACCACAAAACUCAAGAUGAAAAUACAAUAAAUAUAUGGUUGUAUCCAAUAAUGGUCUAAGUGUAGCAUGUCACUGGCAUUUGACCCCCAGAAGGUUGCCCAAAAGGGAAUGCAGCCCUCUGGGUGAAAAAUGUUAUCCACCAUGUUUCAGAAAGACAGAUGUGUAAAUGACCCUGGCAUCUCUCUUGAUGAAGGAUGGUUUAGAAAUCACACUUUAAAUAAAUGGAACAAAUAAUAAUUAGUUGUUUGGUUGACUUUGCCAGCUGCAACAGAUGUUUUCCUCCUCAGAAAUGUGUUCCUAGUACGGCUUGAGGAAAGGGUUAGGUGGAGAAGAAUGUCAUUAUUAUUUUAAAAAAUGAUAUUUAUUGAAUUUUUUUUAAAUUACAAAAAAAGACAAAACAGAAAAAGAAAAAAUAAAUCCAUCAUUCUCAAAUUCUCCACUUUCAUUACCUUCUUUCUUUGACCUCCUCCUCCCUUUUCUUGUAUCCUAAUUAAUAAUUAUCGCAGCAAAUCCUUUCCAUAAUUCAUAAUAUUCUGUCAUUACAUUACCUUAAUCUAUUUUCAUCUUAUCUUAUAGAAAACCUUAAAACUUAAAACUUAAAUCUUAUUUUUACCAACUUCUCAUAACCAUAAUAUUCUUACCUAAUUCUUUAAACAUUUAUACUAGAGCCAAGUAAUUUCGUUCCAACAUUUUUCUAACAUUCAUCAAUUUUAUAAAACAAUCCUAGUAAGAAAAAAAAAGAAAUAAAAACAAUCCAAUCUUCAUCCAGCGUCCCUUCCUCCUGGUCCCGGGUUUUGUCAGUCCUUUUUAUCCCAUUGAUCUAGCGCAUUAACCUGGUGACCUUAUAUCCGAGGCCCUCAAGUCUCUUCCAUGUCCCUUCCUCAUAUUUUCCUUUCACUCGUGGGAACUCCAGCUUGGUAAUGUUUUUGACCCUUUUCAACAAAUCAGCCCCUUUUCCAUAGUCCAGACUAAACUCCAUGUGGUAUUUAAAGACAUGUUUCAGAUUCCCUCCAAAAUUGAGAGCCCCCACAGCUCCAAACAUCUGACGGCCCAUUGCCAGACUUGGAAAGUCCAAACAUCCCUGCAUGGGGGGGUCAGUCCAACCCCCCAUUUCCAAACCAAUCCAAACUUUAUCUUUCCAAAUCUGGUUUUUUCCAAGUUCAUUUGUUAAAUCCAAAGGCUCAUAUUCCUGCAGGGCCGAAAAUCCCUCCCUUUCUGGCGCCCAAGAUUCAGCAACGUCCUCUUCUCUCAUCUGUUCUGUCAGGGCACACUCCUGUUUUAGUUCCUGGGUGGGCUCCAUAUAGUUUCCCACUACCUGUUCAAAAGUUCUGACCGCAUUAGUCAUCAAAUCCGUCUUCUGACUUAACUGAUCCAAUAGGGCAUUUGUUUUACAGAGAGCACACAACAGAGCUUCUGAAAACAUUGUCCUGCAAGGUCACAAGUCCUUUCCCACGGUUGUAAUCUGUGGCAGCUGCAAGCUCCCUGGAAUUAGUUACAGUUUCACAGUCUCCCUCUAGGGGGAAAACUUCUGGUUGUUCUUUCUUUUAAGGACAAUAGCAACAAAGUUUCUUUUUUAGGAUAUUUUGUCAAUAUUUGUUCCUUUAAAAUGCGAAAGGAAACAAUGGAAUCACAAUGUUUCUCUUCUUUUAGAUAUCUGUCAGAGACAUUUGUCUCUGGUCAAUGAGCUUCAAACAUCAGUUCUGACACCCCGCUCCAGGAUCAGGACGGUGGAAAGUUACUUUGCUUUAAACUCACUUCUGCAGGUUUAAACAGUCCAAAAAAGAUCCCCCUUCUUCUCCUGCUACCGAAGGGGGGUUCAACAAUUUUAAAUGAUGAAAGCCAAUCCUUUGGAAGUGAUUUUCUAAGCUCUAGUUUACAUUGUCUUUGCUUUAUUCUGACUACAAAGAAACGGAAGGCUGACUUCCUGUUUAGACCUUCCCGUUUCAGUACCAAAUUGAAGUGUAUUUUUAAGUCCAGUUCCUUUCUGCUCGCCAGUUCUUAUUUAAAGUCCAAUUGUUCAAUGUUUAAGUACUCACGGGUGAUUAUUUUAGAUGCCAAAUUGUCCCAGGAAAAAGGCAGCGCUCUCCGGCAAUGGCUAUGUGGCUUCGCUCCACGGAAAAAGCAAUUGACUCACAGCACUGCGCCACUUCCCCCUCUUCGCUUCGGAGCCCGUUAGUGGGUUCCUUUGCGGGUUGGGGGGGCGCUAAGGGUGCCCGCCGAGUCCCAUGGUCACAGGCUUCAUCCGCCUGUGAUUUCUAAAAGGGUCCCCGCUUCGCCGUAGCGGAAAAGACCCGUUUCGCGCGGAGCUGGUCCCUCCAAUUCAGAGGGAGUCCGCCAUUGCCGAUGGCGCCACCCCGGAAGUCCCCUAGGUGGAGAAGAAUGUCAAUGCCUAAGACUCCUCUUGUCUCUUCUUCCCACAGUUAACUGGAAUAAUCAUCGGUGCAACAGUUGCCCUGCUGCUCAUUGGGAUCGUUGUGUAUUUUGUUUACAGGAAGGUGAAGCAAUCAAGUAAGUCUGAUCACUUUGGUUGAGAGCUGACGUGCUGUCAUAGAAUUUGGAGGGUUCCUUUGCAGUGUGAUCCCAUAUUAAUGCUCAAAAGAGCAUGUAAAUAGAUCGACUUCCUGGUUAGCGCCUCUGGCAAUGGCGGAUUUCCUCUGAUUGGGAGAAAUCCGCUCGGUGGAAAUUAGGGUCUGAACCGCCACGGCGAGGCGGAGACCCACUAAAAACCACAGGCAGGAGAAGCCUGUGAAUGUGGGAUUCGGCUGGCACCUUUUGCGCCUCCCCUACUCGCGGGGAAACCCGGUUUCGGAGAUCCGGAGCGACGUGGGGUGAGCGGCGCAGUGCUUCAAAUCGACUGCUUCUUUCACGGAGUGAAGCCGCAUUGCUGUUGCCAGAGAGCGCUGACUUUUUCCUGUGGACAAUUGGACUCUAAACAACUACCCGUGAGUAGAACGGAAAAUUGGAUUUCUAAACUUCUUAAAUUGGCAUCGAAACGGGAAGGUCUCAAACAGGAAGUCUGCCUUCCUCUUUUGUAAAUAGAGUAAAGCAAAGACGUUGCAAGCUAAAGCCUGGAAAGUUUUCUGUAAAGGAUUAAAUCUCCAUCGGUUAAAAUAACUAAACCCCCCUUGGAAGCAGGAGAAGAGGGGGGAAAUUCUAUUGUUUAAGCCUGCAGGAGAGAGAGUGAAGAAAGAUAAAUCACCACCGUUUCGAACCUGGGAACGGACUGUCAGUAAGAUUGACGCUUUGGGAAAGUUCAUUGACUGAGAACAAAACGAUGUUGACAGUUAAAUAAGAGCAAUACAUUGUUUCAAUUGUUUCCUUUUAUAUUUAAAAAGGAGGAAAAAAAGUAACUGAAAAUUGAAACUAGCUCGGUGGCUGGAUCUGUGCUUAAAAGGAUGGAUACAAAUAGAAAUUGUUCCCUUUAGAGGGAGCUUUUGGAACUGUUGCAGGAGUGGAGCUGGGGAAUUUUCCAGCUGCAGAGAUUAAAGAGUGUGAGAACUAGAGUUUGACCUUGGACAAGAAUGUUGACAGAAGAAGCCCUAGUGAUUGCAUUUUGCAAGACAAGUGCUUUAUUGGAACAGCUUCAUGAGAAGAUGGAUGUGAGGAUUAUUAAAAUUGACAAUUUGGGACAAAAAUUGACCGAGUUGGGACAAAAAGGGAAUACUUAUACAGAAAUUACUCAGGAAUUGACCCAGGAAUCUGUUUUGACAUGGCAAGCUGUGGAGAAGACGAAGGAGAAAGUUGUUGUUGAAUUUCAAGUAAUUCAAGUGGAGGGAGCCCCGGUCUCCCAGAGGCAAUUUGAUGAACAUAAGCUGUUGCCUUUUAUGAUCGAAUCUAGAGAAAGUCAGAUUUGGUGGGAUGGAGCCCUGCUUGGAUUGGAGAAGGAAAGUUGGCUAGAUCCUCCUAUGCAGGGAUGCUCUGGCCUUUGGGACCUGGAUUUGGGUCAGGGGGAGAGUGGCGCUCUGAAAUAUCUUUUGGACUUUAGUUCUGACUAUGGAGAAUGGGCUGACCUGUUGAGAAGGAAUAAAGACAUUGCUAGGUUGGAGCUCCCCCGAGAUCUACUCCUCAGUGCCAAAGGAAGGAAAUUAAGACCAAGAUCAGCAGAAGACAAAGUAAUGUGCAUGGAUAUAUAUGAAGAAGAUCUGCAGAAGGGACAGGGAAGAGAGUUAAGAGCCUCGGACAGAAGGUCACCAGGUUAAUGGACUAUAUGGUAUUGAUAGAAAGGGCUGACAGAAUCCGAGACCAGGGAGAGGAGACGGUGGAAGAGGAUUGGAAAAAAAGCAUAUUUUUUUUAAAAAAAACUAUUUAGAGAAAUGUUGCAAAAUUAAUGAGUGUUAGAAAAAUGUUGGAAUGAAAUUAUAUGGUUUUAGUAGAAAUGUUAUAAGGAGUUAAGUAUAAAUAAGUUUUAGGGUUUUAAUGGUAAGAUAAGGUUAAAAUAAAUUAAGAUAGUCAAAUGACAGGAAAUAGUGAAAGAAGGAAAGGAUUUGCUGAAAUAAUUAACAACUAGAAUACAAAAAGGGAGGUGUGAGGAGGUCGAUGAAACAAGUUAAUGAAAGAUAAAGAUAUGGAAAUAUUGGAUAUGUUUUUAACUGUUUUUGCUUUUGUUUUGAUGUAUCGUGUUUUUUAUGCUUUUCUUUUUUAUGUAUAUGUAUUGUAAUGUGUUGAUUUGUACUGUUUAUUUUUUCUUUUUCUUUUUUUCUUUUCCCCCCUUUAAUUCUUAAACUUUCAAUAAAUAUUAUUUAAAAAAAAACAAAAAACAAAAGAGCAUGUAAAUAAAGCACGGAGCUCCACCAUCCACUUGUUGAGUUAGUGUGGGAUUGAGCCCAGCUUCUCUUCAGGCCAGAGGAGGUUUCAGUACUCCCCUCCAGUGCUUUUUAUCUAUUCAACUUGUGCAGCUAACAAAAACAUGCUGUGAAUUCUUACUAUAGUGGUAACAUAAAAAAGCAAGCAGCAUACUACUUCUUACUUUCUUGUUUUCUUAUCUACUCUCCCUUUAAGAUAAAAAAUAGAGGUGGGGAACUUGUAGCCCUCCAGAUGUUGUUGAACUACAUCUCCCAUCAUCCCUGACCAUUAGCCAUUCUGGCUGGGGCUGCUGGGAUUUGGAGUUCAUACCUCUGGAGGUAGCAUUAAAAACCAUCCUAUUAGGAGCAUGCCCUGGAAGUGUGCUUUCAUCAUAAACUCUGGAAACAUGGUGGUAGGGUCUUGCCUCAUUGGGCACCUGGAGCUUGGGUCAUGACUCCUCCAUGCUGGUCCUCCUUUACCUUGCUGAUGGCACCUGUUCACCCGCCCUUCUCUGAGCAUGUAGGUGGUGACAAGAGCGAGGAAACAGCACCCUCCAUUUGCCUUGGUCUCUCCAUCUGGGCAGUUUUAUGGAUUGGGUCCAGAGGAAACAAGCAAGCAAAUGUAUGGUAAUGACAGUGGUGAGGAGGAUGUCUACUGAGGGCAUCUUGUCAGAAGCCCCACCACCACCACCCAAAUGUUGGAGCCUACAAACAUCUCAAAACAUAAAUGGGCCUCCCAACAUUCUGACCCAGGGGGAGAGGUUAGAGUGUAUUGGCCUGAUAUUUCUCUCCAUCCAGGGCAGUGGCUUAGCUGUACAGGGGUAAGUGGGCAAGCUGCGCUUGUGUGUUUUAGGCUCUCACUCUUCACAAAGGAGCUACAGGAUGAUGAGCCUUCUCUCUUUCAGAGCAACCUCAGCCACAUGUGCCUCAGUACAUGUUUUGCAAGAGAGACAAAGUCAUGUUCUACAACCGCAAGAUCAUGCACAAGGUAAGGUUGCUGGUGACCAGCUGGAGGCUAGCAGCAAGCUCAGACUGA
This is a messenger RNA of Podarcis lilfordi (Lilford's wall lizard), 17966 nucleotides long. Lineage: Eukaryota; Metazoa; Chordata; Lepidosauria; Squamata; Lacertidae. The record is from the annotation of a GenBank genome assembly.